CUUUUUCAUUCCUCAAUAUUCCCCCCUCUGUUCUAAAGUGUUGGGCGUAGUUUAAGCAGAGAGGAUGCGCAGGAUUAGAGAUCACCAUUGUUCCAACAUGAUGCUCGAUAAUAAAUUCUUGUUUCUGUCUGCAUUUUUUUGCAUUGCCGUUGCUGGCGUUUUAGGCCAAGCUCCUCCUACUCCUAGUAAUCCUCCUACAUCUAGUAAUCCUCCUACAUCCACGCCGGCGCCUCCCACGCCCCCACCUUCCACACCUCCGCCUUCCACUCAACCACCUCCGACACCGACCGCUACUCCACCGCCGGCUUCCACUCCUCCUCCCACUUCAUCACCACCUCCGGUGACAACUUCUCCACCCCCGGUUUCAGCUCCUCCUCCAGCAACACCCCCACCCGUCAGCACUCCUCCCCCGGUUUCAACUCCUCCUCCAGCAACUCCCCCACCCGUCAGCUCUCCUCCUCCUGCUUCCCCGCCUCCAGCCUCUCCUCCACCGGCUUCUCCACCUCCAGCCACUCCUCCACCGGCUUCUCCACCUCCAGCUACCCCUUCACCAGCUCCUUUGGCUUCCCCACCAGCCGCGGUUCCAGCACCGGCACCUAGCAAGCCGAAAGCUAAAUCUUCAGCACUAUCACCGCUGGCCUCGAGCCCACCGUCUUCAUCAACUGAGGCACCUGCUCCCAGCCUCGGCGCUUCUUCACCAGGCCCAGCUGGAACCGAUGUGAGUGGAGUAGAGAAGAUGGUUGGGAGCUGGGUGCUUGGAUGCGCUGUUCUGGGUUUGAUGCUUUAAAGGAUUGGUGUCUUUGGUUUUCCCAGUUUCAGUGUUUAUUUACGUUUCCAUAUAAUAUUAUUACUGGGUGAUGUCUCUUUUACUAUGCGUAUUUGAUGGGGUUGUAAUGUAUUAUUCUUUGCCACA
Hibiscus syriacus is the source of this 913-nucleotide messenger RNA. RefSeq names its product classical arabinogalactan protein 9-like. The transcript has 2 exons. The record is from RefSeq and is a predicted model, not a curated record. Gene Ontology annotation, cellular component: plasma membrane. NCBI's taxonomy places the organism in Eukaryota, Viridiplantae, Streptophyta, Magnoliopsida, Malvales, Malvaceae. Bases 65 to 787 code for a protein of 240 amino acids.